Messenger RNA from Larimichthys crocea (large yellow croaker), 4384 nucleotides. It is a transcript of the gene adnp2b, whose product is annotated as ADNP homeobox 2b. Gene Ontology annotation, biological process: regulation of gene expression. Gene Ontology annotation, molecular function: DNA binding. Bases 330 to 3233 code for a protein of 967 amino acids. The record is from RefSeq and is a predicted model, not a curated record. The transcript is spliced from 4 exons. Gene Ontology annotation, cellular component: nucleus. Lineage: Eukaryota; Metazoa; Chordata; Actinopteri; Sciaenidae.
AAAUGAGGGCAGCUACGUCAGAUCCUGAACUUGAGCGCCAUUUUUUCCUCAAUAGGGGGAAGAAAGGGACAAAAGCUGGACCAGAAAUAACUUCUCUGUGGAAGAGGCUCGCAGACAACAUCUCUCACGUUUGACCGCGGUCUUCACACAGCUGUGUGCGUGGACGGAGGAUGCUGCUCGGAUGAGUGUUUGUGUGCAGCGGCGGGGGCAGACGCAGCUUACCGACACACACAGCUGAGGGCCGGUGCAAGUGGAAAACGUUAGCCCUCUCGCGGAGGUGGCACAGCGACAACUAACGUUAACCGACGCUGAUAUCUGGACGAGGAAUAAUGUAUCAGGUUCCAGUUGGAAAUAUCGAGAAGAUACGAAAGGCACGUAAGGCUGUGAAAAGCAUCUUGAGCGAGAUCGGUCUGGAAGACUGCCAAAACCUGCUGAAGGAUCUCAAUGAAAAGUCUGAAAAAAAUUCAGAUGAAGAAGAUGUCUUUCAGGAAACACAGUGGGUCGACUUCACACAUGGAUACCACGGCAGGCAACAGAAAAAGUGGCCUUAUCGGUCUCGAACUCUGUGCUGUAACCUGUGCAAGUACUCUUCACAUAACAUCUACAACUUCAGGAGCCAUGUCUCUCGCUGCCAUGGAUACGUGCAGUCAUUCUGUGCGCUGGCAACCUGUUCUCAGUGCCUCUUCAUUGGCCACCCCAAGGUUGUCAAGAAGCACAUGCUGUUCUUCCAUGCCAAACUUACCCCCUCUAUACAACCUCCAAGGGAAGGGCCUCUGCCCACUCAUCGCGGAAAUGAGAGGUAUCAGUGUCGCAGAUGUGGAUUUCCAGCCUCUUCUAUCUUCGCGAUGAAGAAGCACAUCAUUCUCAAGCACCUGGACAGUUUGGCAGAGCAGUAUAUUGGUUACAGGUUACACAUUCAAGGCACCACAUCUCUAAAGAUCUACUGCUGCAAGGUGUGUAGGGUGAACACUGGAACCCUUGACCAAAUGUUGCAUCACAUGCUGGUUGAGCCAUCGCAUUAUUCAGUCAGCACACAAGUCCAGAGUAUGAUUUAUGAGAACAAGAACUACGCCAUUAAAACGACUCCCAAUGGGAAUAGCCUGUUUGUGACAUUCCCAAACAUUGCUCCUAAACCACAGCAACCUCAAAUGUUCAACAGUAAGUCCUUGGUUUUACCAAGUAAUGGCCAGCCUGCUGGGACUGUGGUGACUUUACAGCAGUUACAAGGAACUACAAAUAGUGCUACUCUGAUCUGUACCCCUGGAACCAACCAAGCUUUUCUUCCUCCUCAAGCAUCGGCACUUGUGCAGCUAGCUAGUGCCGAGGCUAAAGGUUUGCUUCAGCCCGGUGCCACGAUAGCCCUCCGAAGUGCUUUGCCCCAAGGACCGUCUAUGGUCCAGCUUCCAACGAUGUCUAAUGUGUCACUGAAACAGGCACCGAUAGCUGUAACUCCUGCUUCUGCUCAACCACAACAGACUCCACAAGCGCAGCAAAUUCUUCUUCCAUCAGGACUACAGGCCAGCGUGGCAGCUGGACCUGGAACUAUAUCUAAACCUGCUGUGGUUACACAAAAUGCAUCAACGAAUCAGAUCGCCCUACAAGGUACCAUGCUGACUUCACAGUCUCUGCUGAGUCACCUGAUCCCGACUGGCAACAAGUUGAACGGCAUGCCCACAUACACUUUUGCUCCCUUGCAAGUGGCAAUGCCUGUCUCUCAGAGCACAAGUACCCCUCUCAAGAAUGUUGAGCAAACAAGUAAGUCCUCACCACAAACUAAGAAAUGGAUUACUUGUCCCCUCUGCAAUGAACUUUUCCCUUCCAAUGUCUUUGACAUGCAUACAGAGGUCGCUCACCAGACAAAAUCCAACUCAAACAAGUCAGAAAGUGUGGCAGCGCGAGCAGCAUUCUUGAAGAAAAUGCCCGACAAAACUGUCAAAUGUCUAACAUGCAAAAUUCUACUGUCAGAAAAAAGUGUCUUCCAACACCUGCUGCACGGCCUGAAUUGUUUGUACUGCUCAGCUUUGUUCUUUUCCAUCAAACAGCUUGCCGAGCACGUAAAGCAGCACAAUCCCACGAGCAAGGCAUACUGUGAUUUUCUGAGACAGAAGUACAGGGUCUACUCAAAAGGUGUUGGAGGAAUCCUAUUCCCUUACUUUGACGUCAACACCACCGCACCAAAAGAGGUACUAGGAGAGACCGAGGUCAAUCUCGCACUGGUCACAAAUUCCCUCGACCUGAUCUUCUUUAAGUUGCAGCCCAGCAGCCAGCCAGAAAUCUGCCCAGCACCUGUGAAAAUCAACAGUUCAUAUUGUCCCUUCUGUGACGAAAAGUUCCCGAAUGAAUCCAAACACCUUCAGCACCUGAAACAAAAACACUUUGUAGCACCCACCAUUCAUGCCAUCCUCAAGACUGAGGCUUUCAAGUGCAUAUACUGCAAUGGCGUGUACACGGGGAUGGUCACCCAGCACGCGGUGAUGCUCCACAUUCAGAGAUGUCGGUGUUCACCAAAACAACCGCAGCCCCCCCCUAAAGUUUCAGCAGCACCGCAGCAGCAGCCCCCAAAAGCAGCUCAACAGAUCAGUCAGCCAUCCGGACUCUACUUUCUUCAAGUGCCACAAGGGCUGACUAUGAAACAAACUUUAGCUCCGGCUCGUGUAAUUCAAGCUGCACCCACUGCAGGGCCUUCAGAAUCAGAAGCAGAGGUGCAGUCAAAGAAGAGGCUCGAGGCUGCAUGGAGGGAAGUCAUGGAGGCCAACAAGCGAGAGCGAGAGCACAAGGCGGCCAUGCGUAGGAAGCGAGAGCAAGAAAAGUUCUUGCCCCCACCAGAGCCUGUGAUUCAGAGCGACCCUGCGGUGAAGCUUCUGUUGGAGCCCACCCCGGUGGAGCGCCGCUGCAGCGAGGAGCGCAGAGACUUCAUAUCCAAAUACUUCAACCUGAACCCGUACGCGACCAAAGCCGAGACUGACGAGCUGUGCAAGAGGCUGUCCCUCACCAAAGCAGAGUUGGCAGCCCUAUUCAGCAAGAAGCGAAGCAAGUGCAUGAAGAGUCUCAAGAGGAGCAGGACUGCCAUUUUCCUCGGCUUCAACAUGACAGAAAUGAGCAAAGUUAAGCACAAUCUCCUCAUCCCAGAACAGAAGGCUGCCGAUACCGCAGAGCAGCCGCCCACUGAUUCAACAGAGCAGAUGGAACAUAGUGCGGAUGGACCGGAACCGAUGGAUGAAAGUGGAAAUUAGAAAGUUACAGAUGUGGAACAGGUGGAGCACAUGGAAUGAAAACAGAACAACCUGAAACAACGAAUAAUACAGAUGUCCCUGAUUUAAAAAAAAAAACAAAAAACAACAAGAAUUAAACAGAUACUGUAAUGAUGGCCUUUUGUGUUUACAGUUACUAGAGAGGUUCAUCAUGUAGUCCAUAAAAUAUAUUUCCUAACAUACCUGUGAGCAAGGGCAGUUUCUUAAUGUAGCCUUCAUUAAUAGUGCUUCGUUUGACUUCAGUAUGUUGUCAGUGGUUCAUAUCCUAAUUUCCACAUAAACGCAGAGCCAUGUUGUGAUGCUCCUUUUUAGUACAUAAUAAUGAAAUGAUAUAUAGAGAUAUUAUGGCGUCAGACUGUUGAGCUGCAACAGUGUUUAGCUGGUUACAAUCAAUCAACAAUGGCUACUGACUUCAUCUUAAGCACUGGUUUGCUCUCAGUAGCUGCUUUCUUUCUCCCUUUAUUUAUGCUCAUUUGUACAAAAUUGCGACUCCAUCAAUGCUCAUCUGCUAAUAUCAAGACUUAAGUGCACACUUCAACAUAGAUUUGAUUUAUUAGUUUAUAUUCUUUUACUUAAUAAAUGGACCUAUUGAGUCACGUACACAGUUUUGUUACUUUCAUGUGUGUGUUUUUUUUUUUAAACUUCUUCCCACCUUCAUAUUUAAACAGCUUAACAGGGAAAUGUUUAUCGGACACAAAGUUUUACAGACAGUUUAGGUGUAUGUUAAUCUUGCAGUUUUAAAGCCAAAUUCUUAAGAAUGUACAAAUGUUUUAGCUGUCGGGUUUUCCGAAUUCCCAGAGUUGCUGAACACUUGGUUACUAAAUCUCUGACCAUGUUGUUUGCAUGAGCUUUUGUUUUAUUGUCAGAUGAAAUUAUAAUUUGUGCCAUUGUGAAGUCUACAUAUUUGCAUAGACUUGUGGAAAUUAACCUAGAGGUGAUUCAACAUGAGCAUAAAACAUGUUAUUGGAUGUACAACAUGCAGUAUAUCUUCUGUUCUCCUGACGGCUGUUUCUUUUGUACUAUACAUGUAUUUUCUAUAAUUCCUAGAGGAUCCAAAAUGUUGGGAGAAGUACAAAUUCUCAUUCUGUCAAAUGCCACUGUGUUGUAAAAAAAAAUAAAGUGGUUUCCUUUUA